Molecule: messenger RNA, 1702 nt
Organism: Effrenium voratum
Lineage: Eukaryota; Dinophyceae; Suessiales; Symbiodiniaceae
Source: the annotation of a GenBank genome assembly
AUUAAAAAUUCAGCGCCCUUGUGAGUGAGCAUGCGGACAUGGCAGCACUCAUGCUUGUUGAACGCAAUGAAUCGAUCCGACGGCACCAUUGGGCUCGAUCCGAAAAGUUCCCGGCAUUUGGACGAUGCCAACCUUACCCCCCACCUUAUUGGUCUGAACUUCAGACCCCGUUCGAGGCAUGCCAUAUGCCAUUCGAAGGCUGACGUUUUUCAGCCUCAGCCUCGUCAUUGGGGGGGCCAGCGAGGAGUGCGGGAAGAAUGCCACUUCCGCUGCUCUGCUGCAGCAUUCCACGAAGCGAACGCAGAUAGAGGUGCAGCCAAAGGCGAGCUGCAACAUGGUGCCAUACUACGCUUGCGCGGUUGCAACUGGGAUCUAUGCUGUCAGCCUCUUCUCAUUGCACAGAUGGAGUGCUGCAGAAAGCGCGCCGAAACAAAGCGGGGCUCGCGACCCACAUGUUGACAACGCGAAGUUCCUGGGAAUGGUCCUCGUGUGCUGGUCACACAUCGGCAGAUGGAAGGUCUUGGAGUACAGUGGCCUCACCUCAGAGUUUGUGAUUUGGUUCCACAUGCCGAUGUAUGUGUUCCUCUCAGGUAGCUUCGUGCGACCAGCAUCAUGGCAGACCUUCCUCAAGAUCUUAGUGCUGAUUCUUUUCCCGCUGGUGGCCUUUUGUCUGCUGAUCUUCCCGCUGGAGCGAGUGAUGCUGGACAUGGAGCUGAAGCAUUUGUGGCUGCCGGGCGCGGCGCCGUACUUCGAAGGCUCCGUGUUCCACCUGCUCAUGGGAUCCGGGCCUGGCUGGUUCAUUUGGUUUCUCCGCUGCCUAUUGAUUUGGAAGCUGGCCAGCAUGUUUACAGUGUCUCUCCCGAAGGCGGCCCAGAUUGCUUUGGGUAUCCUAUCUGGACUUGCGGGCGUUUACUGCCAUCCAGAAGGGAACACAUGGAGCUACGGUCUCUUUGCUUACCAGCGAGCACUGCAGAUGUUCCCAUUCUUUCUCAUGGGCCAGCUUUUGGAUACCAGUCGGCUUAUGAAAGCUGUCCCUCCACCUUCGACUUUGACGAUGGCAUCCACUUGGCUUCUGCUUUUCAGCCUGCUCUAUUUGGAAAAUCAUUCUUCGAUUUGGAGCAAUUUGACAGAUGAUCUAUUCCACCUGCUUGAUAGCUAUCCUGCGCCGUUCAUGACCUACCGCUAUCCAGCCAGUUGCGAUAGCGCGUACUACUGGCUUUGGGCGCGGUAUGGUGCAAGCCUUGCAUACCGAACAUUCUGCAUGUUCAUCUUCCUCCUGUUCGGUGUUCCACGUGGAAGGGUGUGGUUUACAGAUGCUGGCUCCGCAACAAUGUACGCAUACUUGCUGCACAUGCCUUUGGUGCGCUACACUGCCAUGGGCCUGACAAAAGCGGAUGCGCUUUAUGCUGCCACAUUGGCAAAUCUGCCGCCAGCGCUUGAUUACAUAUGUUUCAUUGCACUGGCAACUGCUUUGAACCUGUGGUUUGCCAUGAUUGUGUACGUCUUGACCCUCCAUCCGGUACGCUCGAUGUUCGGUGUGUUGAUCGAGCCGACGUGGCUGCUGAACCUGGCCACGGCCAAAACUCGCAGCCCGGAAAAGGCGGAGGAGGCCAAGUGAGCCCUGAGGCGCUGUAGAGAUUGGAGUCACGUUGCGGACAGCAGGAGCAUGAAAACAGUAGACAACUAAUGAUACUUAACACCG